AUGGAUAAUAACAAUAAUUUUGUUGGUAACAAUACUAAAGUGACAAUGGAGACGAACUCGAGUCUUCUGAAAGUAGUCGGAAACAACUGCGUCAUUUAUGUUCGUACUAAUUACGGCGACAUCGAGGUGGUCGGCAACAAUUGUCGGGUGGAGGUGACGAAUAACUACGGGAUCAUCCACGUUGUGGGCGCAAACAGCCUUGUGAACAUCAACAAACGUUGGAGAGGCGACAGCGUUCAGCUCCUCGGGGCGAAUUGUAGGCUGAUCGUUGCGGGGAAGCUGAUGUCAGCCCCGUCCUACGAAGCCCAACUGUCGCCAUCCAGCACGGACCUGGACGACGUUAUUGAACCGAUUUUCCCAUUCGUGAUGCGGUGA
Molecule: messenger RNA, 375 nt
Organism: Bombyx mori (domestic silkworm)
Lineage: Eukaryota; Metazoa; Arthropoda; Insecta; Lepidoptera; Bombycidae
Exons: 1
Coding region: 1-375 (124 amino acids)
Source: RefSeq, a predicted model, not a curated record